This is a messenger RNA of Darwinula stevensoni, 702 nucleotides long. The record is from the annotation of a GenBank genome assembly. Lineage: Eukaryota; Metazoa; Arthropoda; Ostracoda; Podocopida; Darwinulidae.
CUUUCCUAGAUUCGUCGUUCCUCGGCGUCCAUGGAUCGUUCGGAUCUGAUGGAGAUGAUGCCGAACGAGAAAAAGGAGAGCGAAGAUCGGCCGGGGAACGAGGCGAAGCGAGGAGAGAGGAACCGGUUGGAACGCCCCACGCGCCAGACCAAACCGGGGCAAAACGGAACUUCGAAUCGCGCAGACGACCAGGAAUCCGCGAGGGAGAUCCCCGACGCCCUGAACGAUCCCGAGACCGGGGAGAAGAUGAGAGACUCCGAGAGGAGCGAGAGCGGGUCGGCACCGCCGCACGGCAAGUACCGACUGCUGCUGAGAUCCGUGAUGACCUGCCUCUCCUCGAACGCCGUCCUCUGCGCCCUCGUGGCCGGGUACGGACUCCUGGGUGCCUUCGUCUUCCAGACCCUGGAGGCGGAGUACGAGGUGGUCGUCCGCGAACGGGGGGCCCGGCUUCGCUCGCAGACGCUCGCCUCCAUGUAUAACGCCACCGCCCAGAUGAACCUGCUGAAGGAAGGAAACUGGACGGCGGAGAUGACCGUGCUCCUACGGCAGUACGAGGAGGCGCUCCUCACGACGGCCUCGCGGGAGGGAUUCGACGGGCUGGACCCCGACAGCGACGAUCGCAAGUGGAGCUUCUCCGCCGCCCUCUUCUUCUCCGUCGCCGUCAUGACCACCAUCGGUUGGUUCCACGGAAAAUCCAUCUAA